This is a messenger RNA of Magallana angulata, 3007 nucleotides long. RefSeq lists its product as uncharacterized. The record is from RefSeq and is a predicted model, not a curated record. The transcript has 12 exons. NCBI's taxonomy places the organism in Eukaryota, Metazoa, Mollusca, Bivalvia, Ostreida, Ostreidae. The coding region runs from base 745 to 2520 and encodes 591 amino acids.
GAAGUGUUUCCGACACUAUUCCUAAACAAUUUCCACAUGUUUAUUAGUUUAUAAAAACUAACUCGUCAUGCAGCCAUUAUCCGUGCUCGAACUGCUAUAAAGUGAACACUGCGCAAGACCGGUAUUCUGAAACCGAAAGUUCGAUUAGGGGAGAAGUAAUUUAUAAACAGGGAAAUUUCUUUGAAGUCCCAAACGCAAAAAGAUAAGUUACACAUAAUUGUUUUAUGUAUUAUUAGCGUGAAAUCCAAUGCGCAAUCAAUAAAAUAACAUCUUUUCUUAUUAUUUGCUUUUGAAAUAAUAUAUAAGAUGUAUGUUAUCCCACCUCAAUUUACGCGAUUCACAUGUAAUUUGUAAUGUUGCUUAUAAGUUAUAUGAUAUCUGUCAUGUUUUGCACAGUGCAUUCAUUGCCGUCUUGACUAUGCAUUUCAUUUUAGAUGAAUGCUGUUACUUACAACGUGAGCUUUGAUUAAGCUAUGUUUACUAAUUCUAUAUUAUUUUUACGAUCUCGAAGCAUACUUUUUAAAACUAUAUACUGGCCUUGGAUCAGUCCUUCACCUAUACAUGUAUAGUCGCAUGUAGGAGAAGGGGAUCAGACUGAUCUUAUACCACAUGGUUACAUGUACAGUUAGUUUUUGUUUGUAUUUAGGUUGUAUAGGUUCACUCCAGCACGUUAUUUUAUGAGUAAUAGUUGUGUUACAAUGCACUGGUGAGAAAUUGUUAUUAGCCUAUGCCAGUAUAUUUAUAAUGACUUUUAUCUGGACAUCAUAUACCCGAUUUAUAAAUUUUUUGCAGGUUUCUCAUCUUUUGAACAUGGAAGACCAACUUGUGGAGAAUAUGGAGAUAGAUGAAGAUACAUGUAAUUAUAGCUCAGAGGAGGAUGAUGAAGUCAAUGAAUUGAUAAGAGAGAUAUUUGGUGAUGAAGAAUCAUUGGAAGAGGAGCAUGAGGAGGAGUAUGAAGAUGGAAAUGAAAUGUGGAAUGAGACAAGAGAAAACUAUGAAGAUGAAUACUCUCUUCUGAGAGAGAGGAGAUUUGUUGUCGGUGAGGGUGCUCUCUUGAGUCUCAUCAAGAGGACAACAUGCGAGCAGUGUGGGGAGUCCAUAGACCCGUCAACAGUUGUUGAAGGAGAAAAGAUACCAGCAGGAGUGAAGUACAAAUUCCUUUGCUGUAAUGGCCAUCCAGGAAAAUGGAUUUCCACACCAUUUUAUGGAGGCAGAAGCUUCAUUAGUAUUUUACUCCAACUCAUGGUGCUUCUUACAGGUGCUUCUUGGGAAAAAUUUGCCUUAGGUGCAAAAUUUAUAAACCUUGUUGUUGGAUCUUCCCGCCAAUUUUACAAGAUGCAACUUCAGUAUAGGACUGCAAUAGAGGAGAAGUUCCAUAAGCACAUUUCAGAGGUGUACAAGAAGUUGGGAGGUUUACCACUUAGUGUGGCUGUAGAUGUACGAUUUGACUCACCUGAUGUUUCCAUUAUUAUGCUUUCAGGAUUUUGUGCAAGUAGAUCAACUGCAGUAUUUAUGGAUUCUAACACCAAGGCCAUAAUACACAUGGAAGUAGGCGAUUCCAGGGAAGUUGACAGGCACAGUUCCAAGAUGGAAAGGCUUCUCAUUGACAGAGGACUACAACAUCUACUCACUGCCUCUCCUCUUGUUAUAUGGGAAAUCAUAUCUGAUGCUAGCAGAAACAUAAUUUCUUUGAUGAAAUCAGACCCUUACAAGCACCUGCAGCACAGCUUGGACAUUUGGCAUAAGGCCAAAAAGCUCACAACAUCUCUUUCUGAUAUUGCCAAGACACCAGGAUGCAGAGGACUGUUGCAAUGGAUACGGCCUAUUGUGAAUCAUUUUUGGUGGUGCUGCAGUACUUGUAAAGGCAGUGUCGAGCGUCUGUUGAAGAGGUGGAUGGGAAUCCUGUACCAUAUCAACAAUAAACAUGUGUGGGCAGGUGGACGUUGUCGACAUUCUGAGGAACACGAGACCGAAUGCAGCAAUUGGCUCCAGAGAGACACGGUGGUUUUCAAGAAUCUACGGAUGUUGGUAACAAACAGAGAUUGGUGUGGAAGCAUGAAAUUUUACACCAACUGUCGACAAACCUGGGCUGUGGAAAACGUUUUUAGCCAUACACUCCUUCAUUACUGUCCAAAACAGAAAUCCUAUGGUUAUGACGCCUAUCAUAUUAGGAACAUGCUGGCUGUCAUGGACCACAACAACCACCUUGGAAGGAUGCCAUUGGUUGGACAGGAUGGAGAAGUGUAUGCUAAAGGCCAGGUAUCCAGGAGGACCAAACAGUGGGUUGCAUAUGAGGAGAAAGCACCAAAAGAUUUUAAAUAUAUUCCAGAACUGAUGGCUGCUUGCAUGAGAGCAACAUAUGGUGUUUCUGAAACCAAGUUCAGAAAGAGUAGAAAAUCCAUGUCUUUGGAUUCAAUUGCCAAGAAUCUUUCUGGGGAAACAAAUCCGGGAUCACGAAUCCUUUUAGCCAAGAUGCAGAGCAGAAAAAAGACAGGGCCAGCCGCCAAAGAAAGCUGUUGAUUGCGGCUUACUCCUUCAUUCUGGAUCACAUUACGACUGCUGUUUGACGCAUAUGGAUGGUGUCGAUGCUACAAAAUACAACAAAAUAUUAUUCCCUCUCUAUCUAGGAGGACCUCAUCGUGGUGGGAGGGUGAACAUCAGCAAUUGGUGGCCAACACUCCUAAAAUUUACAUAUAUACAUGUACUUACUGUGCUCACAGGCCUAGUUUGGGUUGACUUGUACUGGCAGUUUGUGUUGUUACAAUUACUGCACGGUCUCCGCUUGCAUGCACAACUUUUGCACUUCCCUCUGUUAUCACAAGGACAGCAUCUCUACAAAAAAGAUUUGUAUAUUGAAUGUUUCAGGAUUUUUUUUAUUUUGAGUGAUAUUUAUAUAUCUUUCAUACUGGUGUGUAAUAAAACAAUACUUCUGUAUAUGCAUAUAUUGGGCCUUUGCCAAUUAUUGUAAUUGUGUUUGUCUCAAUGAAAUAUAUGUAUUUAUAUUUGU